Molecule: messenger RNA, 3219 nt
Organism: Stomoxys calcitrans (stable fly)
Lineage: Eukaryota; Metazoa; Arthropoda; Insecta; Diptera; Muscidae
Gene: bves
Product: blood vessel epicardial substance
Exons: 7
Coding region: 1021-2313 (430 amino acids)
Cellular component (GO): sarcolemma
Molecular function (GO): cAMP binding
Source: RefSeq, a predicted model, not a curated record
AAGUCGAGUUUUAUUCUCUAGUCGUGUUAUUCAAAGGAAAAUUCAAGGAAAAAUCUCCUCGAAAUUUGUUUACUUUUUCAGCAAUUAUAAUUAUUGCAUCAAUGAACUGGGUACGAAAUUAAUUGUCUUGUUGUGUGUGGCGAGCGAUGCUCUCUUUUGUUUGUUUAUGCCAAUAAACAUAUGUGCGUUUUGGUUAACCAACUACACAAUCAAAAUGAAAUAAAAAGAGUAAACUUAAUGAUUUACGUACGAACUUGGCCACCAUGUACACAGCUACAUACAUACAAAUGCAUACAUGGUGGUAUGGCACCUACGAAUUAAUGUAUUUUUCUUCUGGAAGAAGAAUGCGUGGAGGUGAACAUUGAAGAAUUGGAAUUUCGGAAUUUCCGAGUUUGUUUCCUUUUACACGUCGUCUUUUAGUCUACCUUACGGCAAUUUCAAACGAUCGUAGUAAAUAAAUAUUAAAAAGUGUAUCUGAAGGACAGCGGGCGAGCGAUUUGAGUGUUUUACGCAAAAAGAGAAACCCCUUUAAUAAAGUCAGUCAUUGCAGAAAAAAAGCAACUGAAAAAGAUCCAUCAUAAGUGAAAUGUUAAAAUAUAAUGAAUAAAUGAUUGUUUGUGUAGUGUUAUUUCAUCUCCAUGACAAUGAGAUGGUAAAAAAAUCGAAUUUAAAUGCGUGGAAUUGUGUUUACUACGACAAAUGACUGCUUCCUUCUUCUCCACCAACACCACCACCAGCACAACUGUCAUCACCUUCUACUCCUCCUGCUUCGGGUAUACCACAUGAAUGACAAGAGCAGUAAGCAAUUAUGCUUGAAAAGCAAGAAUUUUUCGUCUUUAGCAGUAAUAUUGAAAACGCAGAGGAGAAAUUCGAGAGAUUCGCAGUUCAUAUUGCGAUCUUCGUAGUGCAACAUUUGAAUUUGCACGAGUCAUAGUAACAAUUGACCAUCGAAACGGAUAUUGUCACAACAGUCGCGAGCCUUAAACAAACACGAUUGAGUAUCGUUUUCUCGUAAUUGCAAUGCUGCUGAUUGGCGCCCUGGCAUUGGGAUUAGUUGAGUCGACAAAUUCCAGUUUGGGAAUAAAUAGUUUACCUUCGAGUACGGCGGCUAGUAAUAGCAUUGGGGCCGGUGAUGGAAAUGCUGUGAUGGACGGCGUACCUUCGGCCGUUUCUAUUUUUUUGCAUCCCACAAUGAAUGCUGCAACAGGAACCAAUGGAGGCGGCAGUGCCGGUGGAAAUGGCGGCCUCAUGGUAGCAAACGGCGGUGCUAUAUCCUGGGACAGUAAUGCCACAAUACGAUCAGCUAAUCCAGGAGACUGGUCAAUUGAACAGUGCCUAAUAUGGCAGAGACCCCACCAUAUGUACUUUCAGCUGGGAAAUGCCUUUUUGCUUUUGGCUUUUUUAGCUCCUCAUCGGCCUUUUGGAAUUCUGUGGCUGCGAUCGAUGCUAGUCGUAGCAGCUGUCUUGCUAGCCAUGUAUGGCUAUUUGAUUGAUUGCGCUCAAGACAUUGUACUGUGGUCAUCUCUGUUCUUUGGAAUUAACACAAUAUACCUGAUAAUAGCGUUAUGUAGACUUCGGCCUGUACGUUUUGAACGAGAAAUAGAUGCGGUCUACGAAGCGCUUUUUAAGCCGUUGCAUGUUUCCAGACAUCAGUUCAAGAAAGUUUUAAAUUGUAUGAAGGUUAUACGAGCUUUAAAGUACCAGGAGGUGUAUGCACAGGAAAAGGUGACAAAAGUCGAUAGUUUGUCACUUGUUCUGUCGGGGAAGUUAGUGGUGUCACAAAACCAAAGAGCACUCCAUAUAGUAUUUCCACAUCAGUUCCUAGAUUCGCCAGAAUGGUUUGGUGUGUCGACAGAUGACUAUUUUCAGGUCUCUAUUAUGGCUAUGGAGGAAUCACGUGUUUUAAUAUGGCAUCGGGACAAAUUAAAACUGUCUAUUAUGUCCGAACCAUUUUUACAAACUGUUUUUGAUCACAUACUAGGAAGGGAUGUGGUGAAAAAACUCAUGCAAGUAACACAGGUUAGCGAGUCAAUUGCCAGCAAUGGAUUUCUGCCUUCAGGUAGCUAUGAUGAUGCAGAAGACAAACCAAUGCUGAUACUAAAGAAGAGCGCUGAAGGUCACAGUUUAACAGCUUUAAUAAAUCGACAAUUACAAGAGGAGCAUGUGCCUCUUUUGGGCCGUACAUACACUACCAAACCCCCCUUUCAGUUGUUAAAGCCUAUUACAGACCUAAUGAGCGACAACGACGACAAAUCCUGCUCAGCUGAAUAUCCCUCCACUUCAGACAUACCAAAUAUGAUUAUUAUGAAGUAAUUGCAAUAUGUACUCGCAAAUGUUUGUAUGUAUGUACAUCUCAAACCAAUCAACCAACCAACCAACCACAACCAGCCAGUCUUUUAUCGAAAACACUUUAACAAUCUUUUAUAGAAACUGUGUAUAGUUAAUAUAUGUACGUUAGCCUUAGUGUAAUGUAACUGCAGACAAACCAAAUAACCAAAUAAGAAUGUAUGACAUUAUAAAAACUACUACUACUAAUUAAUAACAACAUGUUAUUGCCGCCUGCCCUGGGGCUAUAUGAAUGCCAAAGCGCAUCUUUUACACGUGCGCCCAGAGGUCGAUGAUGCCAUUGAAAAUCGGGGCCCUACCUUUUGCCAAAUGUGAAAUUGUAAGGCUCUUAUUCUCUUCUUCUUCUACCUAAACUAGACAUUGUGUAUUUGUAUAUAUCUACACAUUUGAAAUGAAGCUAUAAUUUUCAUUGUUUUUGUAAAUAUUCACAUUCAACAAUCACAAACCACCAUAGUUGCUCCACCGGUAAAAAUGGAUGAAGCCAGUUUUAUGCUUUAAAUAGUCCCAUCAGGGCUAUCCUUUAGUUAGUUAAUCGAUACCUAAUAUGUUUAGUUUAAAUUAAAACAUAAAAUCGAAAAUUUUGUAAAAAAAAACUGCUGCUAGAAGCCUAAAAUAACAAAAAAAUAACACUACCAGAAGCUGUUUGCAAUGGAUAAAAAAAAUCUAAAGUGUUUACGAUUUCUCUUGCUCAAAUGAUAGCUUACACUAACUAGUUUAAUACCCUAAUACGCUUUUGAGUUUUUGUAUAUAUUUAAUACUACAUACAUACAUAUUCCUUACAAAAUCGAGUAGGAAGCAUUACAAUUGUAAAAUGUUUCUCUCGCCGCUUAACAUUUUUAAUAAACGUUCAUAUUUAGUUAAUGAACAAAAGAA